AAUGCUAAACGAGCGCUUCCUUCACCUCCUUUCUCACCUCUAAUCCAUGGCACUCAGGUUCAGGCUGCAGCGCCCGUACAUCCGCUGGGCGGUCGGUCUGGCGCUGCUCGUCUCUGUCUUCAUCGUUUACACCCAGUUCUACGCCUGGCUCAAUGAACUCUCCGUAACAAUCACCGCCAAGAUAUCCGUACCCCACUGGGGGCCUAUAACCCACGACACAUUCGGAUUCCCCCUCAAGACCAGCGAUCCCCCGCAAGACCAUGCAGCCACCGUCCAACCCGGCUCAGCACGACACUUCUACCGAGACGACGGCCUUUUGGAAGUCAACCCUGACGGACCCCACCCAAUUUUCGAACUCGUCAAAAAGGCGGAAGAGAAUUGGAAGAGGAAGAACGACAGGGCAAGUCGGACUUUGAAAGAGGCAUGCCUGGAAUACGAAAGGCGACACAACCGCAAACCGCCGCGGGGAUUCGACGUCUGGUGGACAUAUGUCCAAGUUUACAAUGUUCCCCUCCCGGACGAAUAUGACUUGAUAUCCCGUAAUAUGGCCCCGUUUUGGGGCAUUCACCCUCGACGACUCCAACAGAACCAACGUGACCGGGAAGGAUACGCGGACAGCUUCACCCUUGGCAAGGAUACGGACAGGUCGCGAAUGAGGCUACUGAACUACGCUCUGAACGACAUGAGCAGGAAGGGUCAUUUCACCUCGGGUGCAAGAACCGUAUCUAAACUCCUGGAGGAGGUCGACGAAUUCAUCCCUGCUUUCAGGGCGGUCUUCAACCCUCACGACAAUCCCAAUUUGCUAUCGGACUACGGUUUACUCCAAGCAGCUAUACAAGCCGGAAAAGAGGGAAGAUAUCUAGACCUCGACGAUGUGCCUCCAGGAAAUGAAGAGGGAAAUUGGCUCGCUUCGUGCCAUCCAGAAUCCCCAGCUCGCACCCAAUCAAUCGACCUCUCUGACGGCGACCCCUCACUCACUAAGCUGUUGAAGCUCAAGCACAACAGCCCCUACGCAUCUGGACACAGACGCAAUUAUCCCAAAACCUUCAUUCACGAUCACAAACUGUCCAUGAACCCAUGUCUUCAUCCCUCCCAUCUGCUCACCCAUGGCCAGUUCAUCCACUCAAACAUGGAUGGGAGCACCACAGAUCGCCUCCUCAUUCCCCAGUUCAGCUACAGCCCGACAGCUCUCCACCACGACAUCGCCCUCGCAAUGCCUUACAAUUGGGUGCGGGACGUCCUCCCUCGUGUGGACGACCCACCAUUCGAAGAGAAAAAAGACUCGCGUUUGGAGUGGAGAGGGUCAACCACGGGUCUCUAUUUUGGCCCUCCUGGGCCCUGGUGGCUCAGCCAACGCACAAGACUUGUAGCCUGGGCGAACCCGUGGGCCAAACUGCCUUUUAUUGCGGACUCCAUUUUACAGAGUCCCCCAGAUGAGCAAUGGAGAGUCGGCGAGGCGGUGGCCCUCAACGAUAGUACGGUAAAGUGGGCCCAGCCUAGGAUGACAGACGUGGCUUUUGCGGGGCGUCCCCUUGAUUGCGCCCCAGAGACAUGCAGAAGACUGACUCGGGAGUACGAGUUCCGCCUCAAACAUGACUUCAAGACGCAAGGAAAAUACAAAUAUAUCAUUGACGUCGACGGAAACGCCUGGUCAUCCCGGUUCAAGCGACUCAUAACGUCAAACAGCCUCAUAUUUAAAUCAACGAUAUACGAGGAAUGGUUUGCGGAUCGAGUAGAACCAUGGUUACACUACGUGCCGAUCCAGGUAGACUAUUCCGACCUACUAGAUACACUCUACUUCUUCCAAGGUGAUCCUUCAGGGUUUGGGGGGCACCCCGCGCUAGCUAAGAAGAUCGCUGAAGCCGGAAGACAAUGGAGCUUGACACACUGGAGGAAAGUUGACCUGACAGCAUACAUGUUCCGGUUGUUCUUAGAGUAUGCGAGGGUGAUGUCAGUAGAGAGGGACAGAGGAGGGAUGGACUAUAUUUACGAUGAAAAGGACGAAUACGAUCCUCGCGAUGCAGAAGGAGUUGGGAGCCGAAUUGGUUCCCAGUCCAAGUUUCUCCAAGUCAUGGAUAGGCGCCGUCAACGCGGCGUCCUAUGA
Messenger RNA from Coprinopsis cinerea okayama7#130, 2104 nucleotides. Its product is annotated as Cap3p. The record is from RefSeq and is a predicted model, not a curated record. Bases 47 to 2104 code for a protein of 685 amino acids. Lineage: Eukaryota; Fungi; Basidiomycota; Agaricomycetes; Agaricales; Psathyrellaceae. The transcript is spliced from 5 exons.